AUGGCUCCCAAUCAUCAGCAACCGCUUGACAUCUAUGAGCAAAUCCAGAAGCAUAGACAGUACAAGCAGAGAAUCUUGUCUUCUUACCAGCGUCUGCAUAGAGAGAUCUAUACUCUUGACCCUGCUAGUUUCUUCGUGCCUUCGUUUCUUAAAGCUGUUACUCCGGUGUCGGAGGAGAAUUUAAAAAGCAUAAUGGUUGAAGCUGCUCCUGGGAUUUACACUUUUCAAAUGCUCCAGCCAAAGUUUUGUCAGAUGUUACGAGAAGAGGUUUUUUGUAUGGAGAAAUGGGCCUACGAUUCAAAACUUCCUUUAACGAGACCCAGUAUGAUGCACGAGUCUGGUGUUCUUCUUGAUGAUUUUGGCUUUGGAAGCAUGCUCCAGAAGUUGCUUCAGGACUUCAUAAGUCCUAUAUCUGAAGUUCUGUUCCCGGAAGUCUGUGGAUCCGGUUUAGAUUCUUAUUAUGGCUAUGUUGUUGAGUAUGGAGGAAUUAAACAAACUGGUGGUGAGGUCCAUAUGGAUGACUCAGAGGUUACUUUGAAUGUCUGCUUGGGUCAACAAUUUUCUGGUGGAGAGCUGUUAUUUGGAGGUGUGAGAUGUUUUAACCAUGUGCGUUCACAAAUUGGUAAAGAGGAACGUUAUGUUUACCCUCACGUACCUGGUCAAGCCGUUCUUCAUCAUGGAUGUAACCGCCAUGGUGCUUAUGCUGUAACUGAUGGAAUACGAUCCAACUUGAUUAUGUGGUGUAGAAGCUCAUCUUUUCGAGCAGCUAAUCGUUCUCGAAAAGAAUUCCCAAGCUGGUGCGGGAUAUGCAGAGUUAAUAGACGCGAUAGCAAGCUACCAAAGCUUAAUUAA
Molecule: messenger RNA, 852 nt
Organism: Eruca vesicaria subsp. sativa (arugula)
Lineage: Eukaryota; Viridiplantae; Streptophyta; Magnoliopsida; Brassicales; Brassicaceae
Source: the annotation of a GenBank genome assembly